CUUUGGUCUCGUGUGGAGAGUAAUGGAUCUAGUCCUCCUGGAGAAGGCCCUGCUGGGGCUUUUCGCCGCAGUGACACUCGCCAUCGCCGCGUCCAAGCUCCCGGGGAAGCGCUUCGGCGACGACCUCAAUCAUCGAAAUCGGACAGCCCUCGCCAAGCGCUUCGGUGACAUCUUCGUCCUCCGCAUGGGCCAGUGGAACCUUGUCGUGGUCUCGUCACUCGAGAUGGCCCGCGAUGUCCUGCACACCCAGGGCGUCGAGUUCGGCUCCCGCACCUGCAAUGUUGUCUUCGACAUCUUCACCGGCAAAGGCCAGGACAUGGUCUUCACCAUCUACGGCGAGCACUGGCGCAAGGUGUGCCGCAUCAUGACCGUCCCUUUCUUCACCAACAAGGUCGUGCAGCAGAACCGCCACGGCUGGGAGGAGGAGGCCCGCCGGGUGGUGGAGGACGUCAAGGCCAUCCCCAACGCCGCCACCGAGCUGGGUGGACAUUUUUGGCGAAGGCGGUGGUGGGGAUGA
Molecule: messenger RNA, 517 nt
Organism: Phoenix dactylifera (date palm)
Lineage: Eukaryota; Viridiplantae; Streptophyta; Magnoliopsida; Arecales; Arecaceae
Source: RefSeq, a predicted model, not a curated record